UUUCGACACAUUAAUUGUUUGUUAUUGUCGCAUUAUUGCGAAUUUGCGAAUUGUUUUAUAAAUGUUUUAUUAUUUAUAAUACAGUGUCUAGUGUUCAUAUAAUUAUUAAGUGUUUAAAAUUAAAAAGCAGCCGUGGAUCCCAAUAUUAGUGUUGAAAUGUGCACCCCGGAGACGUGGAGGGGAGGCGGAGUGGCCCGCUCUCCCUCCCAUGAGUCCGUCACCACAGAGCUGUCGUUGUUCAGUGUAUCAUCGGCUGCCUCAGAUGCUAGAGUGCUCAAGUUGUUGGCUUGCAAGGCUGGACAGGGUCCAGAUCCAUCGCUGAGGGUAGCCAGUCCAAAUCCGGACAGCAAAACUUUAAGGACGCAGUCGUCGCUGCGGCUGCAGGCGGACCCGUGCGGCGAGGUGCUGGCGAGCUGCGGGGCGCUGUGCGGCCAGCUCGGGCUCCGCCGGGCCUUCAGUGCUGGAGACGUGGCCGCCGCACACACGCACCACCACGUGCGCAGUGCAACGUCAGAAGUCGGUCUGUGCGCUGCGUUGGAGGCGCUCACCCUCAGCGCAGCCUCCAGAUCUUGCAGCACGUGGGUUGCUGUGGGGGGCUCCCAGCUGCCGUCGCCUCAACGGUCACAUCCGAUGCUACCACCUCACCGUCCGGUGCCCAUAGACAACAGAAAGGUCCGUCAAAACUAUAUCAAGAGACGUCUCCUGACCACGUACAGGGCGCUGGAGAGAAUGUCCCAAUCGGAAUUUAACUUGGACAGGCUCGAGCAGGCAGCAGCCAGUGCCAGCGGUGCGGCGACCGGGGGGCCGCCCCGCACCACACUUGCAGUGCCGCCCCCGCACGCUAGAUAUGUACACCCCGAAGCAGCACAUCUGGCCCUUACCGCGGCAGAUCUGGAACGCGAACGCGGCCGCCCUCUGUCGAAAUACGAGCGUAACAUGAUGAUAUUCAAUUGGUUACACACUCUAGACGAGGCUGCGCCCUUCUAGAACGCUCUAGAAGGUUACAGAAGUUGUUAAAUGGACACAGAAGAAUAUGCCAGAAUUGUCAUUCUUUUCUAAAUUCUAUAUAACUUAUUAAUAUUAAAUAAAUGCGAAAGUUUGUGAGUAUAGAUGGAUGUUUGUUACUCUUUCAUGUAGAAACUACUGAACGGAUUUUGAUUGAACUUUACAGUUAUAUAGCUUAUCAGAAUAACACAUGGGCUAUAAAUUUCACGCCUUUUUUUUUUAUAACACAGGGGACAAACGAGCAUGCGGCUCACCUGAUGGUAAGUGAUUACCGCCGCCAAUGAGCACCCGCAACACCAGGGGAAUUGCAAGUACGUUGUCGGCCUUUUAAAAAGAAAUAAGCUCUUUUCUUGAAGGUUUCAAUAUCGUAUCGGAAUACACCUGUGAAACCGCGUGCUCAAACGCGAUAUAGAAAAUGAAUCAAUAUCUGUUGCUGUUUCACACAAAAAUUACUGAACUAAUUGGAAAGAAAUUAAGUACACAGGUAGAUCAUAUACUAUAUUAACAUACAGCAUACAGAACAUUGUAAGUAAAAGUAAAGUUUUUGUUGUUACGAACAGAUAUACACGUUACGAAAUCAUGAAACAUUGA
Achroia grisella is the source of this 1596-nucleotide messenger RNA. RefSeq lists its product as uncharacterized. The transcript has 9 exons. Bases 157 to 987 code for a protein of 276 amino acids. The record is from RefSeq and is a predicted model, not a curated record. NCBI's taxonomy places the organism in Eukaryota, Metazoa, Arthropoda, Insecta, Lepidoptera, Pyralidae.